AAUAGCAACUGAGUUUGAAUACAUAAUAUUAUUAUUUAAAAGUAUCAUUAAGCAUGUCUUUUAAACAAGAAGUUAUCCGCCCCGUUCGCAACCUUCUUCCAAGUGUUUGGGGAGAUUUGUUUCUCAACAAUGAUAAGAAAGCAGACCUUGGUGAGAUAGAACAGAUAGCCGAAGAUUUGAAAGAACAAGUGAGGAAAGAUAUAAUAGUGGCCUUAGGAAAUCAAAAGGAACAUACAAAUCUGUUAAAAUUAAUCGACACAAUCCAACGUCUAGGCAUAUCCUAUUAUUUUGAAGAAGAGAUUGCAAAUGCUCUACAACGCGUGUAUGAAGCAUAUGGCGAUGACUGGAAUGGUGAUAACAUCUCCAUUUGGUUUAGACUCCUACGCCAACAUGGCUUCCAUGUUUCAUGUGAUAUAUUUAACAAGUAUAAGGACAAGCAUGGAGCUUUUAAGGAAUCAUUAACCAAUGAUGUUGAAGAAAUGCUCGAGUUGUAUGAGGCAACAAGCUUGAGGAUACAAGGCGAAGUUGUACUAGACGAAGCACUAGAUUUUACGAGAACUCAUCUCAAUGACAUAGCCAAGGAUCCUCUUCACAACAACUCUAUUAUGUCUACCCAUAUACAGGAGGCACUAGAGACCCCUUUGCAUAAAAGGAUACCAAGACUAGAAGCGUUGAGCUACAUUCGUUUCUACGAAAAACAAGCUUCUCAUGAUGAGACUUUGCUUAAGUUGGCCAAGUUAGGGUUCAAUUUGCUUCAGUCAAUACAUAAGAGUGAGCUCAGCCAAGUUUCCAAGUGGUGGAAAGACAUUGAUGCCCCAAAGAACCUGCCUUAUGUAAGAGACAGAAUUGUUGAAAGCUACUUUUGGGCAUGUGGUGUAUACUCUGAACCAAAAUAUUCUCUUGCUAGAGUUUUCUUUGCAAAAGUGACUCAAACCACAACGCUUAUUGAUGACACUUAUGAUGCGUAUGGUACUUACGAGGAACUUGAACUUUUUACCGAAGCAGUUGAGAGGUGGUCUCUUACAUGCUUAGAUAUGCUUCCAGAAUACAUGAAACUGGUGUACAAGACUUUACUGGAUCUGUACCAAGAAAUGGAACCAAUCAUGGAAAAAGAGGAAAUAACACCUCUUUUUAAUCGUUCAAAAGAGUUUAUGAUUGAGUUUAUCAAAGGCUAUAUGAUAGAAGCAAAAUGGGUAAAGGAGGGGCACAUACCAACAACAGAUGAGCAUGCGUCAAUUGCCUUUGUGACCGGUGGUGGCGGCGUGAUGAUAUCAUCAUGUUAUCUUGGCAUGGGUGAGAUAAUCACAAAUGAGGCGAUCAAAUGGGCUGUUACCGAACCUCCUCUUUUCAAAGCUUGUUCUGCCAUUGGUAGACUCCUAAAUGAUAUUGCCAGCUACAAGAAGGAGCGAGAAAGAGAGCAUUUCCCAUCCAUUGUUGAAUGUUACAAAAAGCAAUAUGAUGUCACCGAGGAGUAUGCCAUUGACAUGGUACACAAGCAAAUAGAAGACGUGUGGAAAGAUAUAAACCGAGAGUCCCUCAUAUGUAAAGAGGUUCCGAGGCGUCUCAUAACGGUUGUGAUAAACUAUGUACGCACAUUGUACUAUUUGUACAAAUAUAAUGAUAAUUUCUCAGAAGUGGGAGAAGACAUGAAAGAUCAUAUCAAGGCUUUGUUUGUUCAUGCUAUGAGCGCUAGAGUUUUGCGUGCAAGGGAAGCUUGCUGUCCGGUUAUAAGGCUGCUUUGGGGAUCCUCGCAUCAGACUUCUCUCGCAUACAUCUCUCUUUCAAUCGUCUGCGUUGUUUCUCUUUCUCUCUCUAGAACAUUCAAACUAGGUCUUAUUUCACCGUUUGAGUUCGAGAGGAUUAUCUGGUGAUCUUGUUGGGAUUGAACCCUAUAAAGGAACAGUUGAUAAAGCCAAAACUUGCUCAGAGCAGUGGAUCCAGAAUAAGAAGUUGUUUGCACUUAAUCUUUCCCCUUGAAAGUGAUCCUAACAUCUGAUGACCCAAAGCACUGUCCUUCACAACAACUGUUGCUGAUCUAAAGACUGUUGAAGAUAAAACACUGAUGCUCAAUCUGCUGAUAUGACUCAAGUACUGCUGAAGACUCAAAGCACUGCUGGAGCUAAAACAGUGGAAUGAAGAAUCAGUAGUUUAGUUUAUCCUUUGUAUUGUUUAAUCAGUAAUUUGCAUUAGUGAUUGUAAUAGUCAGUGGUUGUAGGUUGUUAGGAGGUUAGAUGUCACUUUCAUCGUAACGUCAGCCAAAGAUGCUCAGUGGUUGUUCUGUACUAUAAAUAGAACAGUAUUCUGUACUGUUCUAUUAGCUAUUUUUGCACAAGUCAUUUUGUACGAACAAUCAAGUGAGCUCAGGCUGAGGGGGAGAUUAGUGCAUGCA
Messenger RNA from Helianthus annuus (common sunflower), 2389 nucleotides. RefSeq names its product beta-caryophyllene synthase. The transcript is spliced from 8 exons. The coding region runs from base 54 to 1871 and encodes 605 amino acids. The record is from RefSeq and is a predicted model, not a curated record. Gene Ontology annotation, biological process: diterpenoid biosynthetic process. Gene Ontology annotation, molecular function: magnesium ion binding; terpene synthase activity. NCBI's taxonomy places the organism in Eukaryota, Viridiplantae, Streptophyta, Magnoliopsida, Asterales, Asteraceae.